AUGGUUUAAUAUGAAGUAACUUCAGAAAAUAUUCAUAGAAGAAAGGAUAAUGAUGCUUAUUUCAGACUCAAUUAUCUAUAUUAAGCUUCAUUGUUGUUUUAAGAGUCGAAUAUAGGUUAUGCCUAAUUUAUGAAGAUAUAAAUGUAAAAGGUUGCUGAAAAGGGUCCAAUAAGAUUGACUCCACAAUUAAAACACACUCAUUGUAAAAAAUGUAAAUUCCCAAUCAUUUAGGGUGAGUUAAGAUUUAAGAAAAUAUGCAAUAAAUUAUUUAUCAUUAAGAGUUGUCCAAAUUGUAAAUUUAAAAGAAAAAUAUUUGUAAAAAAGUUAAACAUGUUGUAAUUGAUUUAAGAAUAGAAUUGAGAG
Paramecium sonneborni is the source of this 363-nucleotide messenger RNA. The record is from the annotation of a GenBank genome assembly. NCBI's taxonomy places the organism in Eukaryota, Ciliophora, Oligohymenophorea, Peniculida, Parameciidae.